Molecule: messenger RNA, 276 nt
Organism: Sungouiella intermedia
Lineage: Eukaryota; Fungi; Ascomycota; Pichiomycetes; Serinales; Metschnikowiaceae
Source: the annotation of a GenBank genome assembly
AUGUCCGAACAGCCAAAAGAAGAAAAACCAGACAGCACCCACAUCAACUUAAAAGUCAGCGAUGGAACUGCUGAGAUCUUUUUCAAGAUCAAGAAGACUACUCCUAUGAAGAGAUUGAUGGAGGCGUUCUGUAAGAGACAGGGUAAGUCCAUGGAGUCGUUGAGAUUCUUGAUUGAUGGUACCCGUGUGUCACCAGACAACACGCCCGAGGACUUGGACUUGGAAGAUGGAGAUGUCAUCGAGGCUCACAGAGAGCAGGUCGGAGGUGCAUUGUGA